This is a messenger RNA of Fusarium poae, 999 nucleotides long. RefSeq lists its product as uncharacterized. Lineage: Eukaryota; Fungi; Ascomycota; Sordariomycetes; Hypocreales; Nectriaceae. The record is from RefSeq and is a predicted model, not a curated record. Gene Ontology annotation, molecular function: aldehyde-lyase activity. The transcript is spliced from 4 exons. The coding region runs from base 1 to 999 and encodes 332 amino acids. Gene Ontology annotation, cellular component: cytoplasm.
AUGGAUCGUUUCCGAGCUCUUUCCCUCUUCCAGCCCUCCAACCUGAACGGCGCAAUCGGUGCUGCUGAUUAUGAGGGAGACCAUGAGCGACCAAAACAUGUCUUUGGUUGUAUGCUGGGAAUUCCUCAUACACAAAUGGCCCGACUGGUAGCUGUACUUGGCUUUGAUUUCAUCUUUGUCGACACUUUGCAUGUGCCGACUAAUCCGGAGACUCUUGUGUCUCUCAUUCAAACCAUCAACUUUGCUAGCGAGGGAAAGACUGUUGCUGUUGUCCGAGUUCCCAGUCCUGAUUCUGACCUGUUGGCUUAUGCCUUGGAUGCAGGUGCGGGUGGUAUUGUUUUUCCCCAGGUUGAUACUCCUGAGCAGGCAGCAGCGGCUGUUUACAAGGUCAGACAUGCCUACAAUGGUGGAAUGAGAUCCAUUUCUCCAGUUGCCUUGUAUGAUGGAAUUACAAACAUUGCUCCUGAGGGAUGGACAUCAGAGACCAUUGCAGAUAGAAACGUCUCAGUCAUUUGCCAGAUUGAAAGCGAUGUUGGCGUUGAGAAUGUCAACGCCAUUGCAAGAACCCCAGGAGUCAACGUGCUCAUGGUUGGCGUUACAGACCUAAAGGCCACCCUGGGUAUUCCAGUACGCAACCCGAAUGGUCUGGCUAAUGAAUCCAAAUUCAAAGAGGCUAUGUCCAAAAUUAUAACUUCCUCCAAGGAAACUGGAAUUCAACUCAUGAUUCCUGCAUUCAGGCUGAAGCCUGAAGAUGUCAACUGGCUGAAGAACUUCAAAAUGGUUGUUACUAGUGUUGAUAUUCUGUCUGUCAUGAAGAGUCAUCGAAGUGACCUUACUCUGAUGAAGAAGACACUGGGAGUGGUAGACGGGUCGACAAACGGCACAUCCAAUGGGAAACUCAAUGGAAAAAUCAAUGGAACAGCCAACGGCAAAGCAAACGGGACAGCUAGGGAGGUGAACAGCGGCGCCGUCAAUGGGGUAACCAAUGGGCAUCGUUGA